AAUCACAAGAAGAAUCUAAAUCUUUUACAGUGCAAGUCAAUCGGCGAACAGCUCACAUGUCUUCCUCCGGCCAACCCUAUUUCUGCUACCAGUGUAAUCGAACCGUCAGGAUCUCUCCUUCCCCUUCUCCUUCUUCCGAUCUGCUUUGUCCCACCUGCAAUGGUGGAUUUCUUGAAGAACUCGAAAACCCUAACCCUAAUCAACAAACUCUCAACCUCAACCCUUUCGAUUUUCCCUUCACUUUCCUGUCCUCCCCCAACUCUCCCCAUCCUUCUGAUGAUCUCUCUACUUUCUUUGAGAUGGUUCCCCCCCCUCCCACCCCCCCCUCCGCCACUGCUCGUCCCAAUGACACCGAAGUCUUUAAUCCGUUUCUCUUUUUCCAGAAUUAUUCCCAAACCCUACGAGCCAACGGCGCCAACAUCCAGUUCGAGAUUGACAACAAUUCCCCUGGGGAAUCCGGACCGUCCGGUGCCUUUCGUCUUACUGGCAGCCUCAACCUUGGGGAUUACUUCCUUGGUCCUGGUCUUGAGCAGUUGAUUCAACAGCUCGCUGAGAAUGAUCCCAAUCCCCAUGGUACGCCCCCAGCUUCCAAGUCUGCGAUAGAGGCUCUUCCUACCAUCAAAAUUUCUCAAGAAAUGCUGGAUUCUGACUCCUCUCAGUGCGCGGUUUGCAAGGAUAGUUUUGAGCUUACCGAGGAGGCAAAGCAGAUGCCUUGUAAGCACAUCUACCAUUCUCAGUGCAUUCUCCCUUGGCUGGAAUUGCACAAUUCUUGCCCGGUUUGUCGCUAUGAAUUGCCUACUGAUGAUGCUGAUUAUGAGCACCGCACUCGUGCCAAUCGAACUCCUACUCAAAAUGGUACGGGCUCUACUGAUUCUGUCAACGCUGCUGCGGAUGGAAAUUCCGGUAACAGAGACAACCCUGAAACGCCCAGGUCGGUGGAGAGGAGUUUUAGGAUUUCUUUACCGUGGCCAUUCAGGUUGUCAUUCAGUUCUGGUGCAGAAACUAGCAACAGUGGCACUGGCAGCGAUGCGGACACAAACACUGGAAGUCGAGGUUCAGAGACCAGACAUGAAGAUCUUGAUUGA
Carica papaya (papaya) is the source of this 1085-nucleotide messenger RNA. RefSeq names its product E3 ubiquitin-protein ligase RING1-like. Lineage: Eukaryota; Viridiplantae; Streptophyta; Magnoliopsida; Brassicales; Caricaceae. Gene Ontology annotation, cellular component: cytoplasm. Gene Ontology annotation, molecular function: ubiquitin protein ligase activity. Gene Ontology annotation, biological process: protein ubiquitination. The record is from RefSeq and is a predicted model, not a curated record.